Messenger RNA from Siniperca chuatsi (mandarin fish), 2835 nucleotides. RefSeq names its product solute carrier family 23 member 1 (gene slc23a1). Gene Ontology annotation, cellular component: membrane. The coding region runs from base 259 to 2172 and encodes 637 amino acids. The record is from RefSeq and is a predicted model, not a curated record. NCBI's taxonomy places the organism in Eukaryota, Metazoa, Chordata, Actinopteri, Centrarchiformes, Sinipercidae. Gene Ontology annotation, biological process: transmembrane transport. Gene Ontology annotation, molecular function: transmembrane transporter activity. The transcript is spliced from 15 exons.
AAUAGCCAGAAAAGCAUGCUGCAAAAUGCGACCGGAUGCAGUAGAACAUCCUGGUAUUUUUGGCAUACUGCAUUUGACAUACUAUGUCUUGGGACAUAAUAAAUAGUAUUGUGUUACGGGUAUUGGAACGUACCCUUUGUGUCAUUAUUGAGCAGGAGGAUUUCUGUGAACAAGACCUGAACUCAGGUAGAGUCAGAAUACCUGUGGACACUAAAUAUGCUGGAAGUGUCGGUGGUCGACAACCUGAAGAGGAAGUAAAUGAUUAUUGGACACUCUGUCUCCAUCAAACAGUAUUCGGUGCUCAAUCGUCGAGGAAAUCAGACAGCUGCAGGUGAAAUGGAAGACGAUGGUCAGAGUCAUGAUUACCUGGCAGAGGGGCAGAGCCACAAGGCAGACAGGGUUAACCUGCCAAUGGGAGAAGAUGCAAAGAAUAACCAGCCAAUAGGAGAGCAGGGGGCAGGGUCAGACAUGAUUUACACCAUUGAAGAUGUCCCACCCUGGUACCUGUGUAUUCUACUGGGACUACAGCAUUACCUGACAUGUUUCAGUGGUACUGUAGCGGUGCCGUUUCUUCUGGCCGAGGCCAUGUGUGUCGGUCAAGACCAGAAGACCAUCAGUCAGCUGAUCGGAACCAUUUUCACCACUGUCGGACUAACAACCCUGAUCCAGACCACCGUGGGAGUCAGACUUCCUCUGUUUCAGGCCAGUGCAUUUGCUUUCCUGAUUCCUGCACAAGCCAUCCUCAGUCUGGACCGCUGGAGGUGUCCCAGUGAGGAGGAGAUUUAUGGGAACUGGAGUCUUCCACUCAGCACCUCACACAUCUGGCAGCCACGCAUCAGAGAGAUCCAGGGAGCCAUCAUCGUGUCCAGUGCUGUGGAGCUUGUGAUUGGUCUGUGUGGGUUGCCAGGUUUGCUGCUGGAGUACAUCGGCCCACUCACCAUCACUCCAACAGUCUCAUUGAUCGGCCUGUCUGGGUUCCCCACAGCUGGAGAAAGAGCCGGGUCUCACUGGGGCCUCUCAGCACUAUGUAUUUUUCUCAUCAUUCUGUUUGCUCAGUACCUGAGAGCGACAUCACUUCCUGUUCCUGUUUACAGCAGGAAGAAAGGACUAACUUCCACCAGAGUCCAGAUCUUCAAAAUGUUUCCCAUCAUCCUCGCCAUCAUGUUGGUCUGGCUCAUUUGCUACAUUCUAACUCUGACCAACCUGUUGCCAAGUGACCCCGAUCGCUAUGGAUACAAGGCCCGGACCGAUGCCCGUGGUGACAUUAUGGCUUCUUCACCCUGGUUCAGAGUACCCUACCCCUGCCAGUGGGGGUUGCCGGUUGUAACGGUUGCUGGGGUACUGGGGAUGCUGAGUGCCACAAUGGCGGGUAUCGUGGAGUCGAUUGGUGAUUAUUACGCCUGUGCUCGUCUAUCUGGAGCCACGCCCCCUCCAGUCCACGCCAUCAACAGGGGAAUCUUCACUGAGGGCGUCUGCUGCAUCAUUGCUGGCCUUUUAGGAACAGGAAACGGCUCUACCUCCUCCAGUCCAAAUAUAGGUGUUCUGGGCAUCACCAAGGUGGGCAGCAGGCGGGUGGUGCAGUACGGAGCAGGCAUCAUGUUUCUGUUGGGAUCAGUUGGGAAGUUCACGGCUCUGUUCGCCUCGCUGCCGGAUCCGAUCCUCGGAGGAAUGUUCUGCACACUGUUUGGUAUGAUCACAGCUGUCGGUCUGUCUAACCUGCAGCUGGUGGAUUUGAACUCAUCCAGAAAUCUUUUUGUUCUCGGGUUCUCGAUGUUCUUCGGUCUGACUCUGCCGACGUACCUGGACACACACCCCAACUCCAUCAACACAGGUCUUGCAGAACUGGAUCAGAUCCUGACAGUUCUUCUGUCCACUGAGAUGUUUGUUGGAGGAUUUCUGGGUUUUUGUCUCGACAACACGAUACCAGGUUCCAGACAGGAGCGAGGUUUAGUCAAUUGGAGGUCUUCCUCGUCCUCCUCUUCCUCCUAUGAUCUUCCUCUGGGGAUGGGUGUGAUCAGGCGGACUCGUUGGCUCAGACGGUUUCCCAUCAGCCCCUCCUUCACGGGUUUCCGGGCGUCUGACGACCUGCCGCAGCCCAGGGAGGAGGAGGAGGGGCGAGGAAGAGGAGAGGAGGAAGCUGCUGACAUCAACCUGCCCAGUACCAAGGUGUGACUGUGAUGUCAUCAGUCGACAUUCACUGAGCAGGAAUCCAAACUGUGAUGUGACUUUUUUACUCGUAUCACAGACGGGAAAAUGUUUUCCAGGUGAUUUAUUUAUCAGCUGAUGCUGCGUUCACUUCACAUCAUUAAGACUUUAAUCACAAUUGGAUGAGUUUAAUUCAGAAUCAGAGAUUUUAUUCAUGAGUGACGGUGAUGAUGUAAAAAACUACCAAAUUAUCUACCAAGUGUGAGGAGAUAUUUCAGGUUCUUGCAGUAAAAGUCUCAUUUGUGUUUCUCAUAGAUUGUUAAUGACCGUUUGGAUCAACAUUAAACUGUUGAAUCAUCAGAACAAAAUAUUAAGAACUUAAUAUAAAAUAUGUGGUUCUUUGAUAAAAAGUCUAAAUGAAGCCUGUGGACAUGAAAACUUUGAGGUGGAAGUUAACUAUGACUCCCAGGAUGCAUUUCAGCAAGAAACAUCCAAUCACAGAGCUCCACAUUCUGUCACAAAACAGCAGCUGGAAGCUAAAGAUUAAACUGCUGAGAAAACUGAAAACAGUAACCAUGACGACGUGUUUUCUCAACUGACAACGAAGCGUUUUGAAUUCACUACCAUUUUGAUUCACACCACUGACUGGUUUCUUCUCCAUGGCAACAGUAGCUAAGGCUCAUGGGUAUU